Cynoglossus semilaevis (tongue sole) is the source of this 1480-nucleotide messenger RNA. It is a transcript of the gene stc2a, whose product is annotated as stanniocalcin 2a. Lineage: Eukaryota; Metazoa; Chordata; Actinopteri; Pleuronectiformes; Cynoglossidae. Gene Ontology annotation, molecular function: hormone activity. The transcript is spliced from 4 exons. Gene Ontology annotation, cellular component: extracellular region. Gene Ontology annotation, biological process: intracellular calcium ion homeostasis. The record is from RefSeq and is a predicted model, not a curated record.
CACUGAAUGGAGCAGGUGUUUUCAGGGAUGUUGACUGUGUUGUAGUUCUCAGUUCAGUCCAUAGGUGGUGCAUGUGUGAUGAGGUGACGUGGGCCGUGGAGGAUGUUCACCGUCGACUCAGUGAACCACAGCUUUAUUAUCACGAAAAACCUCAGUCCGAGUCUUUCCAUUUUCUUUACGGAGAAAAAGUCGACUUUCAGUGGACACGCCCCUAAAACCUUGGACGUGGAAGUCUGCGUCUCUGAUUGGCUGCGUCGCCCCGGCUGACAACACCUGCUUAGCUCCUUCAUCCAAAUUGACACCCGGGGCAGUGGGAAAUAUAGACAGCAUCUCCUCCAGAGGCUGCACUCAGUCCGACGGAGAGAAGCUGCGGAUGCGCUGAUCCAGGCUGAACACACACACUGGCACACACACACUGACACACACUCUCUCUCUCUCUCUCCCUCUCUCUCUCUGUGCCUCACACACACUGACACACACAGUCACAGAGCCACUCACACACACUCCGUGGGAUCCUUGCAGCAAACCCGAAGCCACUGUGUGGAGACGCGAUGUUGCAGAAGGCGGCGGUGGCGGUGCUGGUUCUGUCGGUGCUGCAGAGCGCGGCCGUGGACUCGGAGAACACGGAGAGCUACGACGUUCCGCCGGAGAAGCCCGUGGGCCAGAAAGGACGUCUGUCCCUGCAGAAACCAGGUGAGAUCCAGAACUGCCUGGUCGGGGCAGGUGAUGUCGGCUGUGGUGUGUUCGAGUGCUUCGAGAACAACUCCUGUGAAAUCCGAGGGUUACAGGAAAUCUGCAUGACAUUCCUGCACAACGCUGGCAAAUUUGACUCUCAGGUAUAAACUCUUCUGUUUGUCUGUCGGAAAAAAUGUGUGUCCAUCAAAGAGAUGGUGUUCCAGCUCCAGAGAGAAUGUUACGUCAAACACAACCUGUGUUCUGCUGCCAAGGACAACGUGGCUGUCAUGGUGGAGAUGAUCCACUUCCAGGACCUGUUCCCUAAAGGUCCUUACGUGGAGCUGGUGAACAUCCUCCUCAGCUGUGGAGAGGAGGUGAAGGAGGCGCUGACCCGGAGUGUGCGGCUACAGUGUGAGCAGAACUGGGGGGCUCUGUGCGACAGCUUGAGCCUCUGCUCUUCCGUUGCCACGCCUUCUGGUGGCGCCGCUAAUGACCACCAACGACGCGCUUUACCGUCUAACCCAGAGCCCGAGCCCCCGCGGCCCCCGCGGCACGGGGACAAAGGGAGUAAGACGGGCUUCGGCGCUCACCCCCGCAACCGCAGUCUGGGACCACGACGCCAGAGUCCAGAACCUGGAGUGGUGGCUGACCAGGAGGACCCAGGGGUCACCGACAUCCGGAGGUGAAAGUGCAGAGACUGUCUCCAUUUUGACCCCCCUCGACCCCCCCCCACCCCCUCAGCACCAUUUAAAACAAACACAUUCAUAGACUUAUGCACCUCUCUCUCUUUGUCUCUCUGUCUCUG